AUGGCAUUUAGCAAAGGAUUGGAUCUUUUCGCAGACUUGGAUUACGCGAUCGGCUGGAACCGAUUUAAUCUACAAUUUCUUGGCGUUUGGCCGGAUUCCGAUCGGCUCGAUAAAAAUAUUGGCUUUACGAAAUAUCGCUGGAUCCUCCACGCACUUUUCAUGCUAGGAUUUAUAAUAUUACCGCAAACGGCGUACCUGCUGAUAAUCUGGGGCGAUCUAGACCUGAUGACGGAAGAUUUAGCAACGGCGAACGUCCCGGUCACGAUGGCUUGCAUCAAACUUUUCGUUAUUCGGUAUCACCUGAAAACGCUGAAUCCCCUUCUCGGUGCUUUCGUCGAUGAUUGGAACAGAACGAAGAACGAACGGGAGAGAUCGAUUAUGCUGAGCAACGCUAGAAAGGCAAGAACGAUAUCGAUGUUGUGUACGGUUAUGAUACAGAUUAUGACGACGACAUACAUACUUCUUCGAAUCGCUAUGAUCGCGCAAAUGCAGAAGGAUCAGAUGGAACCGGAUCGAACUUUAAUCUGUCCCGCUUAUUUUCCGUACGACGUAAGGAAGACUCCGGUGUUCUAUUUAACAUGUACCGGACAAAUUCUAGCCGCUUACAGCGCGACCGUCUCUUACACAGGCGUUGACAGCUUCAUAUCCAUGUUGGUACUUCAUGUUUGUGCACAAAUUUCGAAUCUCAGGUCGACUCUCAAAACAUUGGCGGACGAAAGAAGCACGGAAGAAAGGAAGACAGAUAACUUUGUAGAAAAAUUAGCGUUCAUCGUCAAGAGACACGAACAUCUCAACCGGUUGGUCGAUCGAAUAAUCUUAUUAAUUUAUUUCAUUAAGCGUGCGCUAAAUGAUAUAAUGCAUUUGACAUCCGUCGUAUCUCGAAGGUUCGCUCGGUCCAUCGAAGAUUCCUUCAACGCGUUGAUGCUCGUUCAAAUCCUGACUUGCACCAUGCAAGUGUGCUUUCAAAGUUAUCAAGUUCUCGCAGUGAGUCGUCUGAAAGAAAUUUUGUUGUUCCUUGGUAUUAUUAUAUUAGGAGAAAACGAAGACGAGUUUCCUACCGUUCAAUUGUGUUUCCUAGUACUAUUCGUGGUCGUUACUCUGGUACACUUAUACAUUUACUGUUACGUGGGUGAAAUGCUAAUUGUUCAGAGUUCCGGUAUGAGCGAAUCGGCGUACGAAUCUAACUGGUGCAACUUGUCUCCGAAGGACGCGAGGAAUCUCCUAUUCGUGAUGCACCGAUCAACGAUACCGCUUCGUUUGACCGCAGGAAAAUUUAGCACGUUCUCGAUGAAAACGUUUAGCGACAUCGUCAGAACCUCAAUGGGAUAUCUUUCGGUAUUGUUGACGGUGUCGGAACAGAAAGAUUAAUUUUACAAGUGUAAAGUAUAACGAAAAAGGAAUUAGUGAAAACUUUACGGGUCGACGAAAAUAAUAAUUCCUUCGGAUAUAUCGGAAGUUGUGUUAAUGAAAAUGUUCUCGUUAAAAUAAUCGCGUAAUAAAAAAGAUACCUGAACUUCCUCCUGUUACCGCUUGUUUACGUCCG
Molecule: messenger RNA, 1543 nt
Organism: Vespula vulgaris
Lineage: Eukaryota; Metazoa; Arthropoda; Insecta; Hymenoptera; Vespidae
Product: odorant receptor 4-like
Exons: 6
Coding region: 1-1368 (455 amino acids)
Biological process (GO): sensory perception of smell; detection of chemical stimulus involved in sensory perception of smell
Cellular component (GO): plasma membrane
Molecular function (GO): olfactory receptor activity; odorant binding
Source: RefSeq, a predicted model, not a curated record